Messenger RNA from Teleopsis dalmanni, 2508 nucleotides. It is a transcript of the gene nan, whose product is annotated as transient receptor potential cation channel subfamily V member 5. The transcript is spliced from 10 exons. The coding region runs from base 1 to 2508 and encodes 835 amino acids. Lineage: Eukaryota; Metazoa; Arthropoda; Insecta; Diptera; Diopsidae. Gene Ontology annotation, cellular component: membrane. The record is from RefSeq and is a predicted model, not a curated record. Gene Ontology annotation, biological process: calcium ion import across plasma membrane. Gene Ontology annotation, molecular function: calcium channel activity; protein binding.
AUGGGGAAUACUGAAAGCAAUGUGACCAGUGGUGUCAAAAAUCAAGCUGGCGUCUCAACUCAGGCGCUCUACAAAUUCGUUAAUCUCAAGGGAGGUGGUCUAUUGGUGGAUAUGAUGAAACGUGCUUGCCAAACUAAACAAUUCGCUGAAAUCGAUCAUGCCAUUAAAACGAAAGUGGAACCAUUCCUGUACAACAAAGGUGCUGGACGCUAUUUUCCGAUAUCAAAAUUGGUGCUAUUACGUAACAAGGAACGUGGACGCACAAAAUAUUUACCAGAAAUACGCGCCUUGGAAAAUCCCGAAGAAGAUUUUAACAUACACGAUUACUGUCCAGAAGUGUCGGAGGCGGAGUAUAUAGCGAAUCCCAAUGCGUAUCGCUAUGUUUGCUGGAAUUUAAAUGAACGGGGAGCUGUGGGCGAAACUAUACUACAUCUAUGCCUGUUAAAUGCCAGUUCAUUGCAUGCGGAUUUAGCUAAACGUUUACUUAAAUUUUAUCCAAAGCUAAUAUUUGAUAUCUAUCUGUGUGAUGAGUACUACGGCGAAAGCGUGUUGCAUAUUGCCAUUGUUAACGAAGAUCCAGCAAUGGUCAAAUAUUUACUGGAUGCAAAUGCCGACGUGCAGGAACGCUGCUGUGGUGCUUUCAUGUCUGCGGAAGAUCAAAAACCCUCACGGUACGACUCGCCGGAACAUGAAUACGUUGGUGUGCAGGCCAUGACUAAUUACGAUGGUUACGUAUACUGGGGCGAGUAUCCGUUAAGUUUCGCCGCUUGUCUGUCACAGGAGGAAUGUUUUCGUUUGGUUUUGGCACGUGGUGCUGAUCCAGAUUUGCAGGACACCAAUGGGAAUACCGUGUUGCAUAUGCUCGUUAUAUAUGAGAAGAGUGAAAUGUUUGAUGUGGCCUACGAAGUUGGCUCAAACAUUCACAUACGAAAUGUACAAAAUCUGACGCCACUUACGCUUGCGGCUAAAUUGGGGCGAGUGGAAAUGUUCUUCCACAUUAUGAGCAUUGAACGUGAAAUAUAUUGGCAGUUGGGGAGUAUUACGUGCGCUGCAUAUCCCUUGUCGAAAAUUGAUACGAUUGAUGGCAAAACUGGCAACAUCAACAAGGACUCCGCACUGAAUUUUGUGGUUUUCGGUGAUAAAUUAGAACAUUUAGAGCUUUUAGAUGGAGUGGUCAUAGAUUUACUUAAAACUAAAUGGAACACGUUUGUGAAGUCGAGAUUCUACAAACAAUUUUAUAUGUUUGCAUUUUAUUUUCUGUUUUCGUUAGUAAGCUUUAUAUCACGUCCCGGGCCACCAAUUAAAGAUGAAGAUGAUGAGGACAAUAAAGAAAGUAUCAAUACAACAUACCGAAAAAGUGAACAAUUAAAUGAAAGAAAGGAAGUGAUAAAGCGUGCGGCUAUAAACACUGAGUACAAAACCUUUUGGUUAAACUUUACGGAGUAUUUUGAUGAAAAUGAAGUUGAUCCCGGUCCCUCGUGGUGGGCUAGCUAUGCAGAAUGUCCUCUAAUGAAUAUGGAAUCAGAUUUAGCAAAGAUACGUCUUAUUGCUGAGAUUGUUAUUUUCUGUGGCGCAAUAUUAUAUUUGCUUGCUGCUCUACGUGAAGCUCGAUUUCUGGGCUACAAAAUGUUUAUAGAAAAUUUGAUGACAGCACCAUCGCGUGUUAUGUUUUUAUUCUCCUGCUGCCUAAUGAUGACAAUUCCCUGGUUGCGUCUGUCUUGUCUUACGGAAAUGGAUGAUCAUGUAGCUGUGGUUAUAAUGCUAACAACAGCGCCGUACUUCUUAUUCUUUUGUCGUGGCUUUAAAACCGUUGGACCUUUCGUUGUGAUGAUAUAUCGCAUGGUUAUGGGUGACUUGCUACGUUUCGUUUCUAUUUACCUUGUCUUUGUUAUGGGCUUUUCUCAGGCUUUUUAUAUUAUAUUUCUGACAUUUGAUAAUCCUGCUACACCCGAUGAGGUUGAUGAUUCACAGUCUAAUCCCAUGCCAUCUCCAAUGGAAUCCAUUGUUGCUAUGUUUCUGAUGUCAUUGACUAAUUUUGGAGACUACUAUGGUGGAAUGGUUUCCACACAGCAUGAGUAUGAAGCCAAAAUAUUGUUUUUUCUUUUCAUGGUCAUAGUAAGUGUCCUACUUGUCAACAUGUUGAUCGCUAUGAUGGGUAACACAUAUCAAAAGAUUGCUGAAAUUCGAAAUGAAUGGCAAAGGCAAUGGGCACGUAUUGUGUUGGUUGUAGAACGCAGUGUGCCUCCAGCGGAGCGACUGAAAAAUUUUGGUUCAUAUAGUCAAUCAAUGUCAGACGGACGUCGAGCCCUUGUACUGCGUCUGAAUAUGAGUGAUGAGGAAAAAGAGGAAAUGAAAGAAGUGCAGGAAAUGAAAAGAAUUCACGAACGCUUUUCUAAGAAAAGGCAACAGGAGCGUGAAGCGCGAGCCAAAAAAAGACAAGAAGAAUAUGAGAAAUUUUUUGGUGCAACACCGCAGAACGAUGAUGAAAAUGGAAACAAUAACUUUUAA